Messenger RNA from Betta splendens (Siamese fighting fish), 12866 nucleotides. It is a transcript of the gene dnah1, whose product is annotated as dynein, axonemal, heavy chain 1. The record is from RefSeq and is a predicted model, not a curated record. Gene Ontology annotation, biological process: microtubule-based movement. Gene Ontology annotation, cellular component: dynein complex. The coding region runs from base 152 to 12712 and encodes 4186 amino acids. The transcript is spliced from 78 exons. Gene Ontology annotation, molecular function: dynein intermediate chain binding; minus-end-directed microtubule motor activity; ATP binding. Lineage: Eukaryota; Metazoa; Chordata; Actinopteri; Anabantiformes; Osphronemidae.
GUGGUUUUCUGGUCAACUAAAGUCAACUUAGAAACUUAGACAUUCGUUGUUCCGUUAACCAGUGCCUUGGAUAACUGAACAUUUAAAACUAAAGUACAAAACUAAGCAACUAUAUCUACAACAAGGACGGAUACGUCACAUCUGAUAGAACAUGGACGGCAGAAACGUGCCUAGUUUCGGUCUGCUGGUGCCGCACCCCCCCAGCAAACCUCCAGAGCCCAAACCUUCACCCCUGAGGCUGCCUCCAAUCAGAAAAGGCAGUUUAAAAGAGCAGAGGGGCAUCUGUUCAGAUGCCAUUACCACAGCUAAGCUCCAGCCUCUUACAGUGGGUCUUGGACUCCAGCAGGGUCAAUCCAGACUUGAACCACUAAAAGUUGCACCAUUCAAGACGUCACUGGAUCAUCAUCAUGCUGCUGAACACUAUAACUCUGGACCCACCUCACUCCUAUUAAAGAAUUCUUACUUCAGCCAAACUGGAGACAAACCCAAAGUCCAGAUACCUUACCAAACCAAGCCAGGCCAGAUACCUCGCAAAUUACAGAUAGAGAGGCUUCGGAGGGAGUACUUGCAGUUAGAUGUUGAACAGCUCCUAGUGGAAAAAGGUAUAGACUCCAGACUUAUAAUGCCAAGGACUGCAGACAGUAGAGAUGGGUGUGUGAACGCACCAGACAGCCAUGUGUCACCCUAUCUUCCACUAGAGAUAUUUGACAAUGAGGAGUAUGACUGUCGGACUCCAGAAGGCUGGCUUGCCCUAGGCAAUGUUGAAGGAUCAUCUCAUCGAAAACCUAUACCUGCAAAAGCACUACUACCUAAAAAUGACAAUAUUCUUUCAGACGAAACAAAUGAAUGCUGCUUGGAGUACAGCUGGCAUUUAGUUGGAGUCCUUGAUUACAGUAAAGUUAAAAACCAGUAUUUGGUAGAGAAGGUUCACCAAAGCAGCAAAGAUGAACAAAGACCUGCUCUAAAUAAAGAACUCAAAAGAAGAAAGAUUUCUGACGUCCAUCGCUUGGCUGCAGGUAGUAAGUACUGGGUACCCAGGAUCAGAUUGCUGUUCACUGCAGAAGACCCACGUGAAUUUGUGGAACGCAUUAACUUUGCUUUUAACUGGAGGAAAAAUACAGAGGCUUUGCUUCUUUACCAUUUGUCCGUGGACUGCAUGCCUCUCUGGAGGGGAACAACAUCUCUUGACACCCACAGUCUUCAGAGUAUGAAAAAACGAGCUCUAGCACCUGGACUCAGGCUAAAAAUCGUGGAGAAGUGUUUGGGUGACCUGGAGAAAGAGCUCCAACUGGAAUAUGUUCGUACUAUGAAUCGCAUGAGCUUUGAUAAAGUAGUGAUGAGCCACCCAGAGUUUUCACACAUCAGCUUGCCAAAGAAAGACCCUGAAUAUGCACCACAAACAGGGUGUGUUCCAGUUCCUUAUGCUGCCUAUAAGAAGAACCAGGCUGCAUUUGUCUCACGCUCCCUGCUCACAAAGCCUGAAGUGAUCUGUGCAUUGUCUGAAAUAUGGUCUGAGUGCAACAAGGUUGCAAACAUGAGCUUGUUCAGCAUCACUUCAGUCAAACCUCUGCGACUAGAGGAGUUUGAAGUUAUUCAGUCUCAGAUGCAUACUCAGAUAAACCUGUUUCUGCGAGAGACAUGGAGAGCGACACUGAGUAACAGCAUCCGUUCUAAUCUGGGCAGAAUAGGCAGGGGCUCCUACAAUUUAAAUCAGUCUCAGUGGGAAAUGUACACGAUUUCCAAGCUGUACAGGCUGAUGGAACUGCUACGCCUGAAUAUGCAGGACUCGCUUCGGCACCUUGUGCAAAAUUCACUAGCCAGCCUGACCCGCCUUCUGCUGGACGCUUGCCACAGUGUGCUGACCUGUCCUGAGGAUCUCGUAUGGGAGAGCAACUUGAUCACUAGCCCAUACAAGCCAAAAAAGAAUCCUCUGUUCCUGGUGGACUUGGUUCUGGACCAGAGUGGGGUUCAUUACAGUACUAUGCCUGAGAAUUUUGUGACAUCUAUAGUUCACUUGUUUGAUAAAGGCAUUCAAGCCACCUACAAUAUUUAUCAGCUUGAUAAGUCUGUGAUGCAGAAGUUGUUUAUUUUGGAGGAUCCAUUGCUCGAGUCUGUGAAUCUUUGGGAACCAGAAGUAACAGCUCUGAGAGAGCAGGUCGGCAAUGCUCUUGCUCAAGCAGCCAUCCCUCUCCGGGCUUAUGCUGCUCAAUAUGUGAAAUACUUAGAACUACAUACCAUGGACAUAGAAACUCUUCUCAGUUCUUACCUACACCCAGAACAGACAUCCCUAGAACUGAAGAAAGAGGUGCAGCAACAUCUGCAAGAGAAGGAAGCGAUUGAACAAUCCUUGCCGUCGUCCAUCCUGAUUGGUCCCUUUAUUGUUCGUGUUGAGGCUGUACGUCAAGCUCUCUCAAACAAAAGAAAGACCUUAGCUAAUGCAAUGCUGCAUCACUUUGCUGGGAAUCUGCGCAAGCAGAUUGAUGAUGCAUGUGAAGAAUGUAACAUUAUAAGUAGAAAGUUACAUGAGAAACCCAACAGCAUUGAGGAACUGACUGAAAAGAGGGACUGGAUGAAACAAAUCCAUGAACAACUCAAGAGUUACAAGGAACGUAUUGACAAAACCUUAUUAGACUAUGAGUUAAUGGAGGAAUUUCAUUACUGUCUUUCAGAUGAGGAUGUUAAUAAAAGGUGGAGAGCUAUUGGAUGGCCCCAAAGAAUAAUCAACCAGAUGGAAGAAGUAGCUCUCCGGCAUGUAAAGGAUGAGGAACACUUUCACAAGAUCCAGUUAGCUGAUCAGAACAACUUUGAGGAGCGCUUAGACUCACUACAGAUGUUGGUUGCUGGCUAUGCCGGUCAUGUAGACAUUGACCAUGCCCAUGAGAUGGCCAAUGAGGUAAGGCGUACAAGCAAACAACUGAAGGAGUGUCAGACUAUGGCCCAGACCUACAACAGUAGAGAACGCCUGCUUGGACUUCCCGUCACAAAUUACGAUCGUCUGCAGAAGCUGGUAAAGGACUUUCAGCCUUUUAAAGACCUGUGGACCACCACUUCUGAUUGGCUUCGUUGGCAUGAGAGCUGGAUGAAUGACCCACUCUCUUCGGUUGAUGCUGAGCAACUUGAGCACAAUUUCACAGAUGCCCACAAGACCAUGCACAAAUGUAUCAAACACUUCAAAGAAAUUCCUGACUGCCAGAUGGUGGCAACUACAGUCUGCAACAAAAUCGAGGACUUCCGUCCCUACAUCCCUCUAAUUCAGGGUCUGCGUAACCCGGGGAUGAAGAGCCGCCAUUGGGAAAUGCUUUCUGAACGCAUUCAGAUGAAAGUCAUGCCCAAAGCCAACCUGACAUUUUCCCGCUGCCUUGAGCUUGGCCUACAGAACCAUGUGGAUGUUGUUGCUCAAGUGGGUGAGGUGGCCGGGAAAGAAUACACCAUUGAACAGGCACUGGAGAAGAUGAAAAAUGAGUGGUUGACAGUGGAAUUUGAUGUGCUACCCUACAAAGAGACUGGCACCUACAUUUUGAAGAGCCCAGAUGAAGCUUCCCAGUUGCUGGAUGACCACAUUGUCAUGACACAGAGCAUGUCCUUCUCUCCGUUCAAGAAAGCCUUUGAGGCCCAGAUCGACACCUGGGAGACCAAGCUCAGAAUGACUCAAGAUGUGCUUGAGGAGUGGUUGACAUGCCAGCGCUCAUGGCUCUAUCUUGAGCCCAUCUUCAGCUCUGAAGAUAUCAACCAGCAGCUGCAGGUGGAAGGAGAACGAUAUCAGCAAAUGGAGCAAACGUGGAGGAGAAUAAUGAAAAUUGCUGUUAAUAAUCGGAAGGUGAUUGAGUUGUGUCCCGAUGCUCGUCUGCUAGAAAAACUAAAAGAGUGCAACGCACUCUUAGAGCAGGUGCAGAAGGGUCUGAGUGAGUACUUGGAGACAAAACGAGCAGCAUUCCCCAGGUUUUACUUCUUGUCGGAUGAUGAGCUACUAGAAAUUCUGUCCCAGACAAAAGAUCCCACUGCUGUUCAACCACAUCUGCGUAAAUGCUUUGAGAACAUCGCACAGCUUCAGUUCCAGACAGAUCUGCAGAUCACACAUAUGUACUCUGGAGAGGGGGAGGAGGUGAAGCUGUUCCUGCCAAUGUGGCCCAAAGGGAACGUAGAGCACUGGCUGAGGGAUGUAGAGAAUUCAAUGAAAGCCACACUGAGGGACAACAUUGACCGCUCUCUUAAAGUUUACCCCGAGCAACCUCGUGUGGAGUGGGUGUUAUCAUGGCCUGGUCAAGUGGUGAUAGCUGGCUGUCAGGUCUUCUGGACUACUGAGGUGUCUGAGGCUUUAGAUCAGGGAGCUUUAGCAGAUUGCCUUCAGCCCCAACUACAGACGCAGCUAGGAGACUUGGUGCAGCUUGUAAGAGGAGGUCUCUCUAAGAUUCAACGAGCUGUGCUUUCAGCCCUCAUUGUCAUAGAAGUUCAUGCUAAGGACGUUGUUGCUAAACUGGUGGAGCAGGAGGUCUCAAGUGUCAGUGACUUUGAGUGGAUCAGCCAGCUUAGAUAUUACUGGGCAAACAAUGACCUGUACAUUCGAGCAGUGAAUGCAGAAUUCUUGUAUGGAUAUGAGUACCUUGGUAACUCUGGGCGACUGGUUAUCACCCCACUCACUGACAGAUGCUACCUGACUCUGACAGGAGCUCUGCACCUGAAGUUUGGAGGAGCGCCUGCAGGUCCAGCAGGAACUGGAAAGACGGAAACCACUAAAGACCUGGGGAAGGCUCUGGCCAUCCAGACUGUGGUUUUCAACUGUUCAGAUCAACUGGACUUUAUUGCGAUGGGAAAGUUCCUCAAAGGACUAGCCAGCUCUGGGGCCUGGGCAUGCUUUGAUGAGUUUAAUCGAAUUGAUGUGGAGGUGUUGUCUGUUGUGGCACAACAGAUCACCACUAUACAAAAGGCACAACAGCAAAGGGCAGAGCGAUUUGUGUUUGAGGGGUCAGAGAUCCCUCUUGUUCCUUCCUGCGCUGUAUUUAUCACCAUGAAUCCUGGUUAUGCUGGUCGCACAGAACUGCCUGACAAUCUAAAGGCUUUGUUUCGUCCUGUGGCAAUGAUGGUCCCUGACUAUGCAAUGAUAGCUGAGAUCUCCUUGUACUCAUUUGGCUUCAGUGAGGCUAAGGUCCUCUCCAAGAAGAUCACCACCACAUUCAAGCUCUCUUCAGAGCAGCUCAGCUCUCAGGAUCAUUAUGAUUUUGGAAUGAGAGCUGUGAAAACUGUGAUUUCAGCAUCUGGAAACCUAAAGAGAGAAAAUCCCAACAUGAAAGAGGAGUUGAUCUGUCUGCGAGCCAUUCAAGAUGUAAAUGUACCAAAGUUUUUACAGGACGACUUGAAGCUCUUCAACGGCAUUGUGUCUGACCUGUUCCCUAAGACAAAACAGGAGCCUAUAAACUAUGGUGCUUUGGAAGAGUUCAUGCGUGAGGUUUGCAGGAAGAAGAACCUGAAAGAUGUGGAUGGGUAUAUAAAUAAGUGCAUCCAGCUGUAUGAGACAACUGUGGUGAGACAUGGCCUUAUGUUGGUGGGACCUUCUGGAUCAGGGAAAACCAAGUGUUAUGAAAUAUUAGGUGCAGCACUAACAGCUCUUGGAGGUCAGCCAGCUGUCAGCGGUGGUGUGUAUGAGCCUGUUGAGAUAUAUGUCCUCAACCCCAAGUCUAUUACUAUGGGACAGCUCUAUGGGGAGUAUGACUUGCUCACACACGAGUGGACAGAUGGUAUUCUCUCAUCUCUUAUCCGUGGAGGUGCAACAUCCAUGGACAAAGAGAAAAAGUGGUAUAUGUUUGAUGGGCCUGUUGAUGCUGUGUGGAUUGAGAACAUGAAUACUGUGCUAGAUGACAACAAAAAGCUGUGUCUUAGCUCUGGUGAAAUCAUCAAGCUCACUGAUGUAAUGACCAUUAUGUUUGAAGUGCAGGAUUUAGCUGUGGCAUCCCCAGCCACAGUGUCUCGAUGUGGUAUGGUCUAUUUGGAGCCCAGCAUUCUGGGCCUCACCCCUUUCACAGAGUGCUGGCUUAAGCAGGUUCCUGAAGUUCUGAAACCGUACACAGAGAAGCUCAGUUUUUUGUUUGCCACAUUCCUGCAGGUCUCCAUCACGUUUGUCCGCACAUCAGUAAAGGAGGUCAUCACGUCCCUAGACAGUAAUCUUGCUUGUAGUCUGCUUAAACUUAUGGACUGCUUCUUCAAUCCAUUUGCCACUAAAGAGAAUGAAAAGGCACCACCACAAAGGAAACUGGACCGAUUAGGGGAACUGAUUGAGCCCUGGUUCUUUUUCUCUCUGGUGUGGAGUGUAGGAGCCACAGGAGAUGCAACCAGCUGCCAGCGCUUCAGUACCUGGCUCAGGAGCAAAAUGGAAGAAGAGGAGAUCAGUUUAUGUUUUCCAGAGGAGGGUCUGGUUUAUGAUUACAGGCUGGAUGAUGCAGGGAUUAGUACCUUGGAGGAUGGAGAUGAAGAUGAUCAAAGAAAGGUCCAGUGGGUCAGCUGGAUGAAAGAUGCAAAGACUGUUGUAAUCACCCCAGAGACAAAUUAUGCUGACAUCAUAGUUCCCACUGCUGACACAAUGAGAAUGUCUUUCCUGGUGGAGAUGCUUUUAAUAAAUAGAAAACCUGUGCUCUGUGUUGGACCAACUGGCACAGGAAAGACCCUCACCAUAUCAGACAAGCUACUGAAUUCUAUGCCUGAUGAAUACAUCACACACUUCCUUAUGUUCUCUGCCCGCACCUCAGCCAACCAGACUCAAGAUUACAUUGACAAUAAACUAGACAAAAGGCGUAAAGGUGUGUUUGGACCUCCAAUAGGAAAAUACUUUGUCUUCUUUAUUGAUGACCUAAACAUGCCCAUGUUGGAAACCUAUGGUGCCCAGCCUCCUAUUGAACUGCUGCGCCAGUGGAUGGAUCAUGGCGGGUGGUAUGACAGAAAGCAGAUCGGGACAUUCAAAAAUUUAGUGGACAUAAAUUUUGCCUGUGCCAUGGGACCCCCUGGUGGAGGCCGCAACCCUGUCACCCAGCGUUUCACUCGCCACUUCAACUUCCUGUCCUUUACUGAACUGGACGAUGCCAGCAAGAAAAAUAUUUUCUCCACUAUUCUAGGCAGUUGGAUGGAACCUGUGCCUGCGAUCCAAUCACUAAAUGAGCCUCUUGUAAAGUCCACUAUCCGAGUCUACUCCACUAUUACCUCUCAGCUUCUCCCAACGCCAGCCAAGUCCCAUUACACUUUCAACCUCAGAGACCUGUCUAAGGUCUUCCAGGGCAUCCUCAUGGCUGAGGCUGGCAUGAUAGAGAACAAAAUGCAGUUGUUGCAGCUGUGGUACCACGAAAGCUGCCGGAUUUUCCAAGACCGUCUGGUGUGUACUGAGGACCGGGACUGGUUCUGCAAGCUCCUGAAGGAGUGCGUGGAGGAGUUUAACUGCAGCUUUGAAGAGGUUGUGUCUUGCCAACCUGUUCUUUAUGGAGAUUUUAUGAUUCCUGGGGCUGACCACAAAGUCUACACACUAAUUGGCGAUAAGGAAAAGCUGAUGAAAGUGAUGGAAGAAUACAUGGAAGAAUACAACCAAGUCAGUACCACUAAGAUGAAGCUAGUGCUCUUUAUGGAUGCCAUUGAACACGUGUGUCGUAUCAGCCGUAUCUUACGCCAGCCCCUGGGCAAUGCCUUGUUGCUAGGCGUGGGUGGCAGCGGGCGCCAGUCACUCACUAAACUGGCCUCGUUUAUGUCAGAAUAUGAAUGUUUCCAGAUUGAGCUGUCUAAGAACUAUGGUCAAACUGAGUGGAGGGAAGAUAUUAAAAGCAUUAUGCUAAAAGCUGGUCUCAAGGACCAGCAAAUCACUUUUCUUUUUGCAGAUACACAGAUUAAGAUGGAGUCAUUCCUUGAGGAUAUCAACAAUAUUUUGAACUCUGGGGACGUUCCCAACCUGUAUGCAACCGAAGAGCAGGAACGCAUCCUCUCAGCAAUGAAGCCAGUGGUGCUGGACCUGGGUCAGCAGCCAACUAAAGCCAAUCUUAUGGCUGCUUAUGUCAGAAGGGUUCGCAGCAACAUUCAUACUGUACUUUGCAUGAGUCCUAUCGGGGAGGUGUUCCGUGCACGACUGAGGCAGUUUCCUUCACUGGUGACUUGUUGUACUAUAGACUGGUUUAGCGCUUGGCCACAGGAGGCUCUGCAGGCUGUAGCCACAUCCUUUCUUAAUGACCUGCCUGAGAUGGAAACCAGCCCCACAACCAUGGAAGGACUGACAAUGAUGUGUGUAAAGAUGCACCAGAUGGUAGCCAGGAAAUGUGAACAGUACCUGGCUGAGCUUUCACGACACAAUUAUGUCACACCCAAGAGCUACCUGGAACUGCUCAAAAUAUUUUCAGCUCUCAUUGGACAAAAGAAGCAAGAACUGUGUAGUGCCCGCCAGCGCAUGAAGACUGGUCUGGACAAGCUCCUCAGCACUGCAGAUGAUGUAAGUAAAAUGCAGAAGGAGCUGGAGACAAUGAGACCACUUUUGGAAGAGGCUUCUAGGGAAACGGAAGUCACUAUGGAGACAAUCAAAAAAGACACAGUGGUGGCAGAGGAGACUCGAAAAGCAGUGCAGGAAGAAGAAGCAAAGGCCUCGGAGAAAGCCUCUUAUGCAAGUGCCAUCGCUGCAGACGCGCAGAGGGACUUGGACGAAGCGCUGCCUGCCCUGGAUGCUGCUCUCACCAGUCUCAAGUCUCUCAAUAAGAAUGAUGUUAUUGAGGUCAGAGCAAUGCAGCGUCCACCGCAUGGAGUGAAGUUGGUUAUUGAAGCCGUGUGCAUUAUGAAGGGUAUCAAACCCAAGAAGGUACCUGGCGAAAAGCCUGGCACCAAGGUCGAUGACUACUGGGAACCAGGCAAGGCUCUGCUACAGGAUCCUGGCAAGUUUCUGGAUGGCCUGUUCAAAUAUGACAAGGACAACAUACCAGAUAAUGUGAUCAGUUUAGUCCAGCCCUACAUGAAUAAUGAAGAAUUCCAGCCAGCUUCCAUUGCCAAGGUUUCCAAAGCGUGUACCUCCAUUUGCCAGUGGGUGCGAGCCAUGCAUGUGUAUCACUUUGUGGCCAAGGCUGUGGAACCUAAAAGGCAAGCUCUUCAAGAGGCCCAGACGGACUUAGCAGCAACCCAACGCAUCCUGGAUGACGCCAAGCAAAAGCUGGCCGCAGUGGAGAGCGGCAUUGCCACGUUGCAGGCCAAGUACCAGGACUGUUUGGCUAAGAAAGAGGAGCUGGACAACAAAUAUCAGCUGUGUGAGACUCGUCUUGCCCGAGCAGCCAAGCUUAUCAAUGCACUGGCAGAUGAAAAGGUCCGCUGGAAGGAAACCGUGCAACAUCUGGAUUACAUGGUCAAUAAUGUGUCCGGCGACGUGUUUCUAUCUGCAGGAUACGUUGCAUAUUUGGGACCGUUCACUGGAGAAUACCGGGCAGCCAUGGCAGAAGAAUGUAUGCAUUAUUUAAAAGAGCUGUGUGUUCCACACACAAAAGAGCCAAACCUGAUCAACACUCUAGGAGACCCAGUCAAGAUCCACUCCUGGCAGAUAUGUGGUUUGCCAAAGGACAACUUGUCAGUGGAAAACGGUGUGAUUGCCCAGUACUCUCUCCGAUGGACUCUGUUCAUUGAUCCUCAGCGACAAGCCAACAAGUGGAUCAAGAACAUGGAACAGGAUAAUGGAUUGAAGGUGAUGAAGCUCAGCGACCUGGACUUCCUCCGCAGUCUUGAAAAUGCCAUUCGCUUCGGUGAACCCUGCCUUUUGGAAAAUGUAGGAGAAGAGUUAGAUCCUGCUCUAGAACCUGUCCUGCUGCAACAGACGUUUAAGCAGCAGGGCAGCACGGUGCUGAAGCUGGGGGAUUCAGUCAUCCCUUACCAUGGCAGCUUCAAACUGUACAUGACCACCAAGCUGCCGAACCCACAUUAUGCCCCUGAGGUCUCCAGCAAAGUGACCAUUAUUAAUUUCACCCUGUCUCCCAGUGGUUUACAGGACCAGUUGCUGGGCCAAGUGGUGGCACUAGAACGACCAGACCUUGAAGAUGCUAAGAAUCAAUUGAUCAUCAGCAAUGCCAGGAUGAAACAGGAACUGAAAGAUAUUGAGGAUGAGAUCCUGUUCAGGCUCAGCUCCACAGAGGGAAACCCCGUGGACAACGAGGAGCUCAUUCAAGUGUUGGAGGCUUCAAAAAUCAAAGCCGGAGAGAUCAAGGCUAAAGUGAUGGCAGCAGAAAAAACAGAACGAGACAUUGAUGCGACCCGACUGGAGUAUGUUCCAGUAGCUGUGCGCACACAGAUCCUCUUCUUCUGUGUGUCAGAUCUGUCUAACGUUGACCCAAUGUACCAGUAUUCUCUGAAAUGGUUUCUUGGCAUCUUUGUGGCUGGCAUCACCAAGUCUGAGAAAGCAGAUACCGUGGAGACGAGAAUCGCCAACAUCAAUGAUUUCUUUACCUUCAGCCUGUACAGUAAUGUGUGCCGUAGUUUGUUUGAGAAGCACAAGCUUAUGUUUGCCUUCCUCCUAUGUGCUCGCAUCAUGAUGAAUGAGAGCAAAAUUGACAUGGCUGAGUGGCGCUACCUUCUCUCUGGGGGGACUCCUGUCGAAACGCUCACCAAUCCAGCAGCGAGCUGGCUAUCGGCGCGAGCCUGGCUCGACAUUCUGGGCCUCGCUGCUCUGCCCAACUUCAGGAACUUGGCAGAGAGCUUCACUGAGCAUCUGCAGACAUUCAAGAGGAUUUUUGACAGUAGUCAGCCUCACAGGGAGACACUUCCUGGUGGGUGGGCCACAGACCUGACGUCAUUCCAGAAGCUCCUGAUUCUACGCUGUCUGAGGGCUGACUGCCUCAUUCAAGGCCUGCAGGACUUUGUGUCAGUUCACCUGGGUCAGCGCUUUAUAGAACCUCAGACUUCAGACUUGUCCGUGGUCUUCACUGAGUCAUCUCCCUCCACCCCACUCAUAUUUGUCCUUUCUCCUGGCACUGACCCUGCUGCAGACCUCUACAAAUUUGCUGAUGUCAUGCAGUUCUCCAAGAAAAUGAGUGCCAUCUCCCUUGGCCAGGGCCAGGGCCCCUGGGCCGAGACUAUGAUGCAUGCUGCCAUGGAAAGAGGUCAGUGGGUAUUUUUCCAGAACUGUCACCUGGCGCCUAGUUGGAUGCCUUCCCUGGAGAGACUGAUUGAAAACAUAAGUUCUGCAAAGGUGCACAAGGAUUUUCGUUUGUGGCUCACUAGUCUUCCCAGCAGCACGUUUCCUGUUUCCAUUCUCCAAAACGGUUCCAAGAUGACCAUUGAGCCUCCAAGAGGCAUUAAGGCCAAUUUGCAGAAAACCUACCUGAGGCUGACUGAUGAUUUUAUUUCCUCUUCCACCAAAAUAUCAAACUUCAAAUCGUUGCUCCUUUCUCUGUGUCUGUUCCAUGGAAUAGCUUUGGAGCGAAGGAAGUUUGGCCCUCUGGGCUUCAACAUUCCCUAUGAGUUCACUGAUGGCGACUUGAACAUUUGCAUCAGCCAACUCAAAAUGUUCCUGGAUGAGUACCAGGACGUCCCAUACAAGGUGUUGAAAUACACAGCAGGCGAGAUUAAUUAUGGUGGUCGUGUGACAGACGACUGGGACAGAAGAUGUCUUCUUAACGUAUUGGAGGAUUUCUACUGUCCUGCUGUUUUACAAGAUGAACAUGUCUACUCUGCCUCCGGAGUUUACCGGCAGAUAGACACAAGGCUGGAUAUCAAGCAAUACUUGGCAUACAUUUGGGACUUGCCCAUAAAUGACACACCUGAAAUAUUCGGUCUACAUGACAACGCUAACAUCAGCUUUGCCCGAAAUGAGACCUUUGUGCUGCUGGGAGCCGUGGCCCGUUUGCAGCCUCGAGCUGCUUCUGGCGGAGGGAAAACUCUGGAGGAGAUAGUGGAGGACAUUGUGGUGGGCAUUGCUGAAAAGAUCCCUCCGCCUUUUAACAUCCAGGAAGUGAUGGAACAGUACCCGGUCCUUUACGAGGAGUCUAUGAACACAGUGCUCAUCCAGGAGGUCAUCAGAUACAACAAGUUGCUCGGGGUUAUCUCGCAGAGCCUCAGUGACAUUGUGAAGGCUCUAAAGGGUUUAGUGGUGAUGUCAUCUGAACUGGAGCUUAUGGCCAACAGCCUGUUUAACAACGCGGUGCCUGACAUGUGGAAAGCCAAGGCCUACCCCUCUCUGAAACCUCUGUCCUCCUGGGUGUCAGACCUACUUCAGAGGAUCACAUUUCUGCAAAGAUGGAUUUCUAAAGGCAUUCCACCUGUCUUCUGGAUUAGUGGCUUCUUCUUCCCGCAGGCCUUUCUUACCGGAACCCUCCAGAAUUACGCUCGUCACUCUGGCUCCUCCAUUGACACAAUUGGAUUUGACUUUGAGGUAAUAACGAAAUCAGUGUCAGAGAUUAGAGAGAAACCCGUGACGGGCUGCUACAUCCACGGCCUGUUCCUGGAGGGGGCUCGCUGGGAUCACGGGGCAGGUCAGCUCACAGAGUCCAGGCCCAAAGAGCUCUACACAGAAAUGGCGGUCGUGUGGCUGAUCCCCAAGCCAAACCGCAAGCCUCCAACAUCGGGGUUCUACAUGUGCCCUAUUUACAAGACACUCACACGUGCCGGGACGCUCUCCACUACUGGACAUUCUACCAACUAUGUAAUAGCAGUGGAGCUGCCAACAGAUCAGAGUCCGAGACACUGGAUCAAGCGGGGCGUUGCCCUCAUAUGUGCCCUGGACUACUGAACACACAGUUUGAAAUGAUGCAGACUAAAUUAACAAGUCUCUUAAUAACAUGAGUCUGAACAGGAAAUAAAGAAAGACACAAAAACAAUAUUACUGAGAAAAACCGUUCAAACUGUAAUUUAUUUUGUCUAAUAAACACUUUUGAACAUUGUAA